Messenger RNA from Colletotrichum karsti, 1065 nucleotides. RefSeq lists its product as uncharacterized. Bases 1 to 1065 code for a protein of 354 amino acids. The transcript is spliced from 2 exons. Gene Ontology annotation, cellular component: cytosol. The record is from RefSeq and is a predicted model, not a curated record. Gene Ontology annotation, molecular function: metal ion binding; mRNA binding. Lineage: Eukaryota; Fungi; Ascomycota; Sordariomycetes; Glomerellales; Glomerellaceae. Gene Ontology annotation, biological process: cytoplasmic translation.
AUGCCUCCCAAGAAGACCGACAAGGGCGGCGGCAAGAAGCCGACCGCGGCCAAGGCUGUCGAGGACAAGACUUUCGGCAUGAAGAAUAAGAAGGGUGGUGCCGCCCAGAAGCAGAUUGCCCAGAUGAACGCUUCGGCGAAGAACGGAGGCAGCGCCGACCAGAAGCGCAAGGAGGCCGAGAAGGCGCAAAGGGAGAGAGAAAAGAAGGCCGCGGAAGACGCCAAGAGGGAGACUGCCCUUCUUAUGGCCAAGCCCGCUCAGAUUCAGAAGGUUCCUUUUGGCGUUGACCCCAAGACUGUGGUUUGCAUUUUCUUCAAGAAGGGCGACUGCGAGAAGGGAAAGAAGUGCAAGUUUUCACACAACCUAGAAGACGAGAGAAAGACGGAGAAGAAGAGCUUGUACACGGAUACCCGUAAGGAUGAGGAAGAGAAGAAGAAGGCCGAGACCUCCGCAGACUGGGACGAAGAGAAGUUGCGCUCCGUCGUCCUUUCUAAGAAGGGCAACCAGCAGACCACCACAGACAAGGUUUGCAAGUUCUUCAUCGAGGCCAUCGAGGACGGCAAGUAUGGUUGGUUCUGGGUCUGUCCGAACGGCGGAAACCAAUGCAAAUACAAGCACGCUUUGCCGCCAGGAUUCGUCUUGAAGACCAAGGAACAGCGUGCCGCCGAGAAGGCACUCUUGGACAAGUCACCUCUCAAGACUCUGACCCUCGAAGACUUCCUCGAGUCCGAAAGACACAAGCUUACUGGCACCCUCACACCCGUUACUCCCGAGACGUUCGCCAAGUGGAAGAAGGACCGUUUGGACAAGAAGGCAGCCGAGGAACAGGCCAAGAAGGCCAAGGAAGCAACCGGUCGUGCGCUCUUCGAGAGCGGCAACUGGCGGUCAACGGAGGACGACGACGACGAGGACGACUCCGAGGACGACGGCGUAUGGAACUUGGAGAAGCUGCGCGCCGAGACCAAGGCCAUACGGGACAAGAAGGAGGAAGAACGCUUACUGGCGCUCAACGGUGGUACGUUGCCUCCGGAUGCGGUCGCGGCCGCCGAAGCAUCCGGCUCUUGA